AUGAGAGACUUAUUGCUAAGAACACGAACAAGAACACCAACAAUGAUAACACUAUUUGAAUAUUUACCUAAUGAAAUUCUUAUUAUUAUAUUUAAUUACAUUCAAACAAAUGUUUUAUACCAAUGUUUUCUAAAUUUGAAUACACGUUUAAACAGCAUUCUCAGUGAUGUAUCCUUUAAUCUUGAUUUAACAUUAGUAUCAAAACAUGAUUUUGAUUAUAUGUGUAAACAAGCCAAAAAUAAAAUAAUUCGAUCACUAUCUUUAUCAAACAGUCAUAUUUGUGGACAAAUUAAAUACUGGUAUGACAAUUAUGACACUGAACAACAACAACAAUUAAAUUCAUUAUCAUUACUAUGGCCAACAGUCGAUGACUUAAAAUAUCUUUUACCCAUACUUUUAUCGAAAACAAAAAAUCUAAAUAAUUUGCAUCUGGUUAAUCAUCCUACAUUGACUGAAAACAGAAGUGACAAUGAUAAAUUGAUAAUUAAAUCUGCUUUAUUUGAAUUAUUAAAACAAUUAAAAUCAUUCACAUUUUUAUGUGAUUUAUUUUCUUUUAAAAAUAUAUCAUCAACAAUAUCAACAACAAUCCAGUAUUUACAUUUGAAUAAAAUUGAUUCAUUUGAUUUAAUAAUUAUUUUCCAACAUAUACCGAAUUUGAAAUCAUUAACAAUUGAGCUAUUAAAUGGGAUAACUGUUCCAUUAUCAGCUGUGGUUGCCAUCAAUAUGAAACAACUAAAAAUUAAAGCAACAACAGCUCUGUUUAAUGGUACACAUGACUUAUUGAAAUCAAUCCCAAAUAUUCAAUAUUUAUCUAUAUUCUCAUCAAUCGAUCAAAAUCAAAUUGAUGGCAAUUAUUGGUCGUCGAUAUUAUCAACAUUAACAAAUUUAAAACACUUUGAAUUUCAUAUUGCAGCUUCUGAUUGUCCAAAUAACGUUCAAGAAUUAAAAUCAUCUUAUGAAUCAAUGUUCUGGUUAAUUGAACAUCAGUGGUAUGUUAAUAUUGAAUAUCAGACUGACAAAUUUCAUAAUUAUAUAACAAUCUAUACAAUACCCUAUCCAUGUAAUGGCUAUACAUUACUAUCACAACGUGAACAAUUUCAAUUAUUGACAACGAAUCCAUCAACAACAACAAAUGACCUCUAUCAACGUGUACACAUAUUAACGAUGCGGUCUAAAGGUACUCAUCAUUAUUUUUCCGAUAUUCAUACAUUACAAUGUCACCAGAAUUUAAAUUUAUCGUCUUUUCGUAAUGAUGAAUUAUUAUUAAAAUUAUUCAGUUCUACAUUGAAUUUAUCAACAAUAGUGGAUUUGUAUUUAAUUUCAUCCAUUGAUAUUAAUAGUUAUCUUCUGUUUUCAAAAAUGUCUAGUUUGAAAAUAUUACGUUUGACAUAUUCAGUAUUAUUAAAAAUAACAAAUGACUUUCAAUAUGAUGAUUUAUGUGCAUAUUUUCAUGAUCACAUUGAACAACUACAUUUUCAACAAGAUCAUCAAGGACGAAUUAAUCCCCCUUUAUAUAUGAAACGUAAUAUUAUGUUUAAAAAAUUUUUAGCUGUAUUUAAUACAAAUAUGAAAUAUCUCGGAUGUGAAGUUGAAUUUGUUAACGAUGUUAUUUAUAUGUUGCCAAUGUUGUUAACAGAAAUGGUGAACAUAAUUGAAAUUCAAAUGAAAGUAUUAAAAAUGAAAUUAAUACGCCAAUGUGAUAUCGGUGCAAAAUAUCGAUCCAUAUCAAAAUUAUCAAGAGAAUUUCGAACAAACGUUGAUCGUCUGUUAAGACGACAAAUGAAGCAACGACAACAACAGUUUGAUGUCAAUUAUGUUGGAACCCAUGUAUGUGUUUGGAUUGGAAAACAAGGUUAUAACCAUGAUCAUGAACAUGAAAUAGAUAUAACUGGUCAAGCAAUGACUUCAAUUGAUGUAUAG
Messenger RNA from Didymodactylos carnosus, 1920 nucleotides. The record is from the annotation of a GenBank genome assembly. Lineage: Eukaryota; Metazoa; Rotifera; Eurotatoria; Philodinida; Philodinidae.